Nothobranchius furzeri (turquoise killifish) is the source of this 8462-nucleotide messenger RNA. RefSeq names its product protein tyrosine phosphatase non-receptor type 13 (gene ptpn13). Gene Ontology annotation, cellular component: cytoplasm; nucleus; cytoskeleton. Gene Ontology annotation, biological process: peptidyl-tyrosine dephosphorylation. Lineage: Eukaryota; Metazoa; Chordata; Actinopteri; Cyprinodontiformes; Nothobranchiidae. The record is from RefSeq and is a predicted model, not a curated record. Gene Ontology annotation, molecular function: protein tyrosine phosphatase activity; phosphatidylinositol 3-kinase regulatory subunit binding.
CAGCCCACGCGAGCUGGCAGAGGGAGGGGUUAUUCCGCUCUUCCACAGAAAUGGUGACUGGGUUUUACGGGAGGAGAACACCUAAACUGUUCCAGGGCGGUUUAAUGCGACGUCUUAGCAUAAGGAGUUUGUUUUUGAUUUUUAUUUUUUAUUUUAAUUGCCGCUUGUAGAGUGUAGAGUACUCCUGAAGUGGAAUGCCCAGUGGAACUGUUAACCUGUUGCCUGCCUGCCUCGCUAAACUACUAUCCAAGAUGUUGCUUUGUGGAUGGGAUGGCGUCUGGUGCUGUUUGUGUGCGCACUUCUAGUCUCGACGAAACAUUUCCCCUUAGUUAAGUUACUAGCUCUUUAUCCAGGGAAGAUGCACGUGACUCUGGCAGAAGCCUUGCAGGUUCGAGGAGGCCCGCUCCAGGAGGAAGAGGUGUGGGCGGUGCUCAGUCAGAGUGCAGAGAGCCUCCAGGAACUUUUCUACAAAGACCCUUCAGCCAUGGGCUUCAUCAUCUCACCUUGGUCCCUCCUGCUCAUGCCUUCUGGCAACAUUUCCUUUGCAGACGAAUAUGUCACGCAGCAGGAUUUAAGAGCUUUUACAGCUCCCGAGGUCCUGGAAGGAGCACCCUUGACAUCACUGUCUGACAUUGAGAAGAUGCACAUGUAUUCUCUGGGAAUGACUUUAUUCUGGGGAGCAGACUAUGAGAUCCCUCAAAGUCAGCCUAUGAAGCUGGGGGAGCACCUGAACAGCCUACUCCUCAACAUGUGUGAUGAUGUCACAGUGAGUCGAAUGUCGCUGCGUACGGUGCUGGACAUCUGCAGCAAACAUAUCCGAAACUCCAACUGUGACCCGCCCUUCUCCUACGUCAGAAAACUGGUCCGGCUGGUGCUUGGCAGCCUCUCUCAGCUUGAAGGCCUGCUGACAGACAGAGAGUCUCUUCCAGAACGAAGUAAAGAGAUUCGAGACAGAUUGAGGGGCAAAGGCUUGCCAUCUGGGAGGAGUGCCGCCCCCAGGGUUCUGGAGCGCUAUCGAGCCAAAACACAGGAACUAAUGCCUCUAAAUCGUGGCCUCAGUCGUUCUAUGGGCUCAUUGCCAAUCCAGGACUUGUUAAAGGGGGAUGAGGGUGCAGGUCCACUUCUGUCUGAUUAUCACACAAACUCUGACUCCCCCAUAGACCCCCACCCUAAACCCCCCUCACUACAGAACCAACUCUCCUACACUCACAUACACCCUUUUCACCCCCAAAUUAAGAGCCGCCCUGUGGAACUGGAUCGUAGAUCUUUAUCAUACUUCAGCGGGGACCGGGGACCAAGUCAGCCCAGAAAAACCUGGGCUUCCUCUGUGGAUUUGGCAUGCAUUGACCCUGAAGCUCUUCGCUUUGGGGCUUUGGAGGAUGCCCGGAGAGGCAGCAGUGCCUUAAGUACACAGUCUGUAGGCAGGCGCAAAUUGCCAUUGUCAACCUCAAAGGAGAUGGAUUACCACUUUUCUGAGUUUAGUGGGCUGCAGAAUCUGAGGUCUCAUCACUUCUCGGCACUGUCUGUUGGUUCAGGAGUUCCUGGUGCAUAUGACAGGUUCAAGGAAAGACAGAGAAAACUACGGCAAGCAGUUGAUGAUCCUGUCCACACCCACCAAAGGUGCCACAGUGAUUACAGCUCCUCCAGUGAAAGCCCCUCGCUGGCCUCCUCUGAUCCAGACUACAGGAUAGCUAAGAAACCCGGCGAUGUGGCGAGGUACAGCUCUCAGCUGGCACUUUCAUCAGAGCAUGAUUCCUUGUCACUGACAAGUCACAACAGACUCAGGCAAAAUGAGGGGUCAGCUGAUGAAGGUCUGGUUGGAGCUGAGGUCCUUCUUCAGAGGCAAGAGGAGGAGGUGCAGCGGCUUCAGACACACCUGGCCAAAAGGCUUUCCAGGGCCAAUUUCUACCCUGCAGACGAGCCUGUGGUUGACUUUCAGGACCCUCUGUAUCAUUCCUCUGUACCACUACGCAAAAACAAGAACUUUCUUGGACCUGAGUUUGUGAAGAUGACGAGUGAACUUUGCAUUCCCUUAACUGUGCCCUCUUCAAUAAUGAAACGUGGUAAGGGGGAUGAAGUGCAGAGGAAGGUGGGCGUGGUGCUGCUGAACUCUCAAAAACUGGAGCUGAUCUGUGACAUUAAGGCACUUUGUAAAGAUGUUUUUGAUAUGGUGGUGGCACACAUCGGGCUUGUGGAGCAUCAUCUCUUCGGGCUUGCAUACCUCAAAGAUAAUGAAUAUUUCUUCAUGGAUUCUGAUGCCAAACUUGCCAAAGUAGCCCCGGAUGGAUGGAAGGAGGAUCCCAAGAAAAAAAGAACUGAUGUGCCUUUUACUCUCUUCUUGCGCAUAAAAUUCUUCCUUGAUGACAUCAACCUUAUCCAGCAUGCUAUGACCAAACAUCAGUACUACCUACAGCUGAGGAGGGAUAUCUUGGAGGAAAGAAUACGCUGCAACACAGACCAUGCCUUGCUUCUGGCUUCACUGGCACUGCAGGCUGAAUUUGGUGACUACCAGCCUGAGUGCCAUGGGAAGACCUAUUUUAGACUGGAGCAUUACCUGCCAGCGUCUGUCUUGGAUAAGGUGGACCAGAUGACGCUGAGGGAAGAACUGCCAAAGCUCCACAGUAACUUCUAUGGUGCAUCAGACGCUGAAGCAGAGUUUGAGUUUCUGAAGGCCAGCCAGAAAUUGACCGAGUACGGAGUCCAUUUCCAUCGAGUUCUUCCAGAGAAACGAUCUCAGACGGGCAUCAUGUUGGGUAUCUACUCCAAAGGGGUGCUUAUUUUUGAAGUCCUUAAUGGAAACCGUAACCCAGCGCUGAGUUUCCCAUGGAGGGAAACCAAGAAAAUUUCCUUUGCAAAAAAGAAAAUUUGCCUCCAGAACACAUCAGAUGAGAUUAAGCACCUUUUUCAGACGGACAGCAACAGGACGUGCCAGUAUCUGCUACAGAUGUGUUCCGAUCAGCACAAGUUCCACCUGCAGACGAAGGCACGCCAGAACAACCAAGAGCAGCAGGAUUUAGCAAACAACCCACUAAACAGCAUCCAGUAUUCCCUCAACCCUCUGGGUGUAGAUGCACUUUCCAGGAAUGUGACCCUGGGCAACCUGGCUCCUAGGUUGUCUACACGUUCCAACCCAGACCACCUGAAGAGGAUCUCUUACUCUGAGGCGGCUCUAAAUAAGGCACCUUCAGGCUCGGUUAUAGUUCAUGAUGAGCUCCACCUUCCAGGUUUCCAUCCUACAGCAUCCACGACCUUUUCCAAUCCUCGGCUGUUGAGUCGUUCCCACCAUAACCUGGCUCUGCUGCCGGAGACUGCAGAGCACCCAAUGGAGGAGUCGGACAUCAGGAUGUCCAACCAAGUUGUAUCCCAUUUUCAGCAGCAUCAGCGUGCCAGUUCAGACACAGACUCCCUGGCACCCCAACAGGACAGAUCACUCAGUGCAAUAAUCAACAACAACAACAACCCAGCCUGGCGCCUGAGCAAGUCUCAGAAAGAAUCCGACUCUUCGUCCACAGAGGAUAUGGGCCAAGCAUAUGUUGUUGGUGUCAGUAUGCACAGUUCCUCUGGAACACCUUCAACUCCAGCUUCUGUUAAUGACUCUUUAAAGAAAAAGCUGAGUGUGUUACCGUCACCAGAGAGAGCAGUCACAACCGUGAACCUGAAGAAAAAUGUGAAGUAUGGACUAGGGUUCCAGGUUGUUGGAGCAGAGAACUCUGGUCGCACGGAUCGAGGGACAAUCAUAAGCUCCAUCACUCCCGGAGGUCCUGCUGAUUGUGAUGGCUUCCUGAAACCUGGUGACCGGCUGAUAUCUGUGAAUGAUUUAAAUGUGGAAGGACUUUCUCAUGCCGCCACGGUUGAUAUUCUUCAAAAUGCUCCUGAUGAUGUUACUCUGGUAGUGUCACAACCAAAAGAGAGGCUUUAUACAGCGUCUUCCCCAAAAUGUAUUCCUCGCCAACCCCAGUCCUCAUUUAAGAAACCAAACUCUGCACAGAGACAAGAACUGGACGUUGAUACCUCAUCGGAGGAACAACAGGAAACCGGAAGUCCUAUCCUUCCUCUUCGCAGCACAGGCACACCAUCAUCUGUCUCAGCUUCAGUUCACCAGCAGUCCAGCCUCACUUCUCAGGACUCCGGGAUGAGCAGUGCUGCUAAAGUCAGCCACUCUCCUUUAGAACGAAUUCAGAAGUGCUUGCAACGAGCCACCACUGCUUCCACAGCUGAACUUUGUAGUCCUGAUGGAGACACGAGCAUGAAGCCUGGUGGUCCCACACCUCCCGCUCUGCCUCCCAAAACUAGAAAAGUUAAACUCUUGGAAUUUCCUAAAGUUUCUGAGCAGUCGGACAGAGGGGACACAGACAUGGAUGAGGAGAAUUAUUCCAGUAGUCAAGACAAACCGAAGGUCAAAAAGGAAAACAACACGGAAAUUUUAAAUGGUAGUGCCCCAGGGGUCACUAGUCUCCCUCAAGGAGAACUAUUUGACAUUCAGCUGUCCAAAGUAGACGGCAGCCUGGGCAUAAAAGUCACGGGUGGAGCCAACACAACUGUUCGACAUGGAGGCGUCUACGUCAAAGGCAUCAUACCCAAAGGUGCUGCUGAGCUCGAUGGACGGAUACAGAAAGGCGAUCGCUUGAUGGCCGUCAACAGAAUAAGUCUAGAGGGAGCCAGUCAUCAGCAGGCGGUAGAUAUCCUCAGAGAGACAGGGCAGAAGGUGCACCUGCUGCUCGAGAGGGCUCCUCCACCUGCAGGUGGCACUCACGCUCCCCUCACCCCUCAGGUCUCUGCGAUCCUUGUCAGCAGUGACAACGAACAAGCCAAGGGCAAGGUGCCGCACCCGGAGCCAAACAAAAAAACAGAUUACAGCUUCGUCACAGAAGAUAACGUGUUUGAGGUGGGCCUGCUGAAGAACACAUCAGGACUCGGCUUCAGUUUCAGCCGAGAGGACCACAUUCCUGACGAACCUGCCGGCUCCAGCAUGGUACGGGUGAAGAAGCUGUUCCCAGGCCAGCCAGCUGCAGAGAGCGGUCGUAUCAAAGUGGGCGACGUCAUCCUACGAGUCAACCAAACCCCUCUCAAAGGACUCUCGCAGCAUGAAGUGAUCUCAGCUUUGCGUGGAACGGGGCAGGAGGUGACUUUGCUCCUCUGUAGACCUGAGCAAGGUGUUCUACAGGAGAUGAAUACCUCAGCUGUAACACCAAAGCCAUCACCCAGGAAGGAGGUUUUAAAUCUGGCAGAGCCCAGCUUGAAGCAGGAAGUGGAAGAGGACACGGAGAGGCUGCUGCUCAAGUCCCCCACCCGACACAACAGCUACAGCGAUAGCUCUGAUGAGGAGAUAGGAAAAGCUUUCAGCGCCUCUGCUUUGGAGCACAGCAGGGACAACUGGGAGAGGAGUGUUUAUCAGACUCCCCGUAGCAACCCGGGACUGGGAAACUACAACAGCACCAGUCAUCUGGACAGAACCUUCCAGUCAGCUUUUUAUUCCCCCGACCUCUCAGUGACGCGGUCAGACCUCAGGAACAGAAGUACUUCGACACCUGUGGGAGCUGAUCCGAAAUCAUCUCCUGUGCCUGUGAUGCCACCUGUCUGUGGUCCAAGCCCAGAUCCGCUCCCUCCUCCGUUGCCGAUGCCUUCAAAAUUCACAUUGCCGGGCAACAGACAGGAAAUGGAAGAACUGCUCCCGGAAGUGGAGCUGAGGGUCUCUUUGGUGAAGUCAGACAAAGGCAGUCUUGGUUUCACCCUCACCAAAGGCAACGAUCAGGGAUGUUACAUCCAUGACAUUGUACAGGAUCCAGCCAAAGGAAAUGGAAGGCUUCUGCCAGGAGACCGAAUGAUCAUGGUUAACAACGUGGAUGUGAGCAACAUGGGCCACUCUGAGGUGGUGAGUCUGGUGCGUGUAGCGCCUCGAGUGGUUGAUUUGGUCGUAGGGAGGAUUCUGGAGGCUCCAAAACCCCCCAUGGAAGCCCAUGAGCUGCCUGAUAUUUGUUUUAAGAGUGAUCGGGAACCACUGGGGUUGGUGUUGGGCGGUGGCGCCGACAGUGAUUUUGGGGUCUUGUUCAUAAAAGACAUCAUCCCCGGGUCACUGGCAUCUAAGGAAGGGAGCCUGAGGCCACUUGACCUAAUCCACUACAUCAACGGCACUUCCACCCAGGAGCUAACGCUCAGAGAGAGCACCAGGCUGUUGGAGCUCUACCUCUAUAAUCUCACCCUCAAGGCCAGCAGGAAUGGAAAACCCGUGGUUCCUGGACAGAAAAGUGUCUCUUUUCUUCUAAACAGAGCUGACUCCAAGGGUUCCUCCAGCAUGAACGGUUUUCUUAAAGGAAGUGAUUCGGGAGAUGCUGAGGAUCUGGUUGCACUUAGUCCUGCAGAGGAGGAGAUCAUGAUGUUGGACCUGGAGAAGCCGCCGUCAGGAGGUCUGGGUUUCUCUGUGAUUGGAGGGGAGAGGGGCAUCUUUGUCAAGUCCAUCACACCAGGAGGAGUCGCAGAGUCGUCGGGGAAGCUGCAAGUGGGAGACCGGCUGCUGAGAGUAAAUGAAGAGCUGAUGACAGGCGUGUCCCACACCAAAGCCGUCACCACCAUCCGGAAAGCCAAAGACCUGGUGCAUCUCAUCAUAUCCAGACCUUCUGACCAGAACUCCAACACGUACCUGGACUAUCUACCCAUUAACUCAGACAAGUGUAACGGGAACACGGAUCCGAGUGAGGCCAGCGGGGUGAAGUCUAAGCUCUGUUCACCAUACAAACCCGGCAGCAACCCUUCAGUACCACCCAUAGACUAUGAGAGUGAUCCACCGGAGGAGAAAAGACUGACGGAGCCGAGCGCAGAGCUUUCAGAGGACACAGACUGUGAUGAGUCCUCCUUACCUGAAUACUCUCCUGUGACCCCUCGGAAAGUGCCGUUGUUUGAGGAGAGCGUUGACGAUCCAAGGAAUGAAAACUAUCUGCAGAUGAGUGCAGGGCAGCCCGAGGAGGAUGACAUCCUGUGGGGAAGUGACGAACUCCCCGUUGAAAACAUAACAGACGACGGACCGGUCAUCACGACGGACGAGCUGACCUGUUUGCCCCUGGUCAGAGUGGUCCCUGGUGGCCAGUACUCUGGAGCUAAGCUCAACAAGGUGGUCCGCAUGAUCAGAGGGCUCCUGGAGCAGAAAAUCCCUCUGCAGGAAUUUGAUAAUCUUCAGAACCUCCAGCCGCUGGACGACUGCCUGAUCGGUCAGACUAAAGAGAACAAGAAGAAGAACCGUUACAAGAACAUCAUUCCCUUCGACACGACUCGUGUGAAGCUUGGCAGAGAUGGAGGUUACAUCAACGCCAACUUCAUCGACAUGCAGGUGAAGGAUGAGACCUACAGGUACAUCGCCUGUCAGGGACCGCUGCCCACCACGCUGGGGGACUUCUGGCAAAUGGUGUGGGAGCAAAAGUCCAACGUGAUCGCCAUGAUGACCCAGGAGGUGGAGGGGGGCAAGGUCAAAUGUCAACGGUACUGGCCCGACACCCCAAAGACGGCCGAGAUGGUGGACGACAGGUUACAGGUAACGCUGAUCAAAGACCAGCAUCUGGACAACUUCAUCAUCCGUCUCAUCGAGGUUAAAGAUGUCCAGACCGGUGAGAGCCAGAUCGUCACUCACCUGAACUACACCGGAUGGCCCGACCACGGAACGCCGUCCCAGCCGGAACAUCUGCUCAUGUUCAUUUCCUACAUGCGCCACAUUCACCGAUCAGGACCCAUCAUCACGCACUGCAGCGCGGGAAUCGGACGCUCCGGAGCCCUCAUCUGUACAGAUGUGGUUCUGGGCCUCAUCAGUAAAGAUGCAGAUUUUGAUAUUUCAGAUGUCGUAAGGAAUAUGAGACUCCAGAGACAAGGAAUGAUCCAGACGGAGGAUCAGUAUAUCUUCUGCUAUCAGGUGAUCCUUUAUGUCCUCAGAUGCCUUCAAGCAGAAGAGAACAUCUCAGGAUAGGAGGAGCAGUCGCCCUUUUUACAAGAACAAGAGUUGAUGCAGGCAAAUAUUUGCCAAAUUACACGAUGUUUUUUUAUCUAAAUGCCUUUAAUUAUUCCGCUCCUCCAGAGUAAAUCCUUCUACGAAUUUAUAUUUUUAAGUUUGCUGUAUUUCUCUCUCUGGCUGCUACUCCUUUUUCGUGCAUUUAUGAAAGCUGCUGAUUUUCUUAUCACCCACAGGAGAAUACGGAUUGUUUUCUUCAGGAUUUUGGAUGUUUUUAAAAUGAUCAGUAAUUCCAUAUUUUAUGUGGAACUUUUUGUGUAUUUUGAUGCUGGAAGCUGCCUUGACAGAAUACUAUGUCAGUAUUUGCUAUGUAAAGAUCUUUUAUACCGUAAUUGAUAAUACUGCCUGAGGCAAAUGAUAAACUUUAAAUUGUACAUAUUCAUCUCCUGAAAAUGAAAUCGAUGUGUUUUGAAUGUCAUGUAGGGGAAAAUUUCUUUUAAAAAUAUAUUGAAUAAUAAACUUGUCUAUUUUG